This is a messenger RNA of Manihot esculenta (cassava), 1065 nucleotides long. RefSeq names its product calcyclin-binding protein. NCBI's taxonomy places the organism in Eukaryota, Viridiplantae, Streptophyta, Magnoliopsida, Malpighiales, Euphorbiaceae. Bases 238 to 897 code for a protein of 219 amino acids. The transcript is spliced from 5 exons. Gene Ontology annotation, molecular function: S100 protein binding; tubulin binding; ubiquitin protein ligase binding. The record is from RefSeq and is a predicted model, not a curated record.
GGAUUGCUUUCUCAUCCAAACGCUCUAGAAGCUUCUUUCUCAAAAGCCCUAGCAUCAAUUUAGCGUCAAAGAGAUUUGAUUUCUGUUCUUUUCAAAUCCCCGAUUUGCCCAAUCAAUUACUUUUGUAGCCUUUUCCGCACAAGGCACUUGCAGCAGUGUGGGUUUCCUUCUCAUUCGCAGAUAAUAAUCUUAUUCCCUUUCUUUCUUGUUUUUCAUUUGUACGGAAAAGAAGGGAAAAUGGCAGACGAAUUGGCGUUGGAUUUGGAUGAGCUAAGGCAGCUGCAGAAGUUAGCUAAGAGGCCAAGAGUCCUCUCGCUCAUCUCCUCUGAAAUAAAGAAUUGGGAGAAGCUGUUGAAUGAACCUGUUUCCACGUCCGUGCCUGCUCCAACACCAACUCCAAUUUCAACUGGAGUUAAGGUGCCUUCUACCCCUGCUUUGAAUUAUGUUACACUAGGAUCUUUCAGUUGGGAUCAGGAUAGUGACAAAGUCAAGAUAUACCUCUCUCUGGAGGGUGUUGAGCAUGAAAAAAUAGAGGCAGACUUCAAGCCAAUGUCAUUGGACGUCAAAUUCCAUAAUGUCCAAGGAAAGAACUACCGAUGUGCCAUGCCAAAAUUGAACAAAGAGAUUGUCCCAGAGAAAUGUAAAGUAUUAGUUAAGCCUACCAGGGUCGUCAUCACUUUGUUUAAAGCUUCAAAGGGGAACUGGUUAGACUUGCACUUCAAAGACGACAAGGUGAAGCCCAAUCUAGAUAAGGAGCGAGAUCCCAUGGCCGGAAUUAUGGACUUAAUGAAGAAUAUGUAUGAAGAAGGGGAUGAUGAAACAAAACGAACCAUUGCACAAGCAUGGUCUGAUGCAAGAGCAGGCAAAGCAGCUGAUCCAUUGCAGGGCUAUCGCUGAUUAAAUUGGAAUUCAUCUAAAAGCUUGGAUAUCAUUUUGAUAGAUGUUAAUGUUCUCAUGGUUUUGGUGCUAUCUUAAGCAUGAUGUCAUAAAAGUGUUUCAGCUUGUAGAAAGAUUGUUCGCAAUGCUUUUUCCCUAGAAUGUUAUGAUGUAGAUUUGCUCUUCUAA